Salpingoeca rosetta is the source of this 2901-nucleotide messenger RNA. RefSeq names its product serine/threonine protein kinase. The record is from RefSeq and is a predicted model, not a curated record. The transcript has 7 exons. The coding region runs from base 101 to 2644 and encodes 847 amino acids. NCBI's taxonomy places the organism in Eukaryota, Choanoflagellata, Craspedida, Salpingoecidae.
UGCCAUUUUCCCUCGCUCGAUUUUCAAAAACGAAACACCACCAACAUCAACUGCUACCACCGCCCGCGACAAGACAACAAGACAAUCGCAGACACUCAAGAUGACAGCCGCGCAGGCUUCGACACCGGGAGAGGAUUCAAACAACAGUACCGCAAUGUCCAGCUCUGAAAAGGGGAAAACCAAAGAGCCUGAGCUCAUGACAAGCCUGUCGACAAACGACGCUGGCGUUCUUGCGCGCGCAUAUUUGCAAGCAGCAACAGACGAGUUCAACAACCUUUUGGGGGACGCUCAGCUAGGCCCCGACUCAGACUACCACACCUCUGUCGAGCAGAUCAAAACAAUCGCCGCCAAGUACGACCUCAAAGCCUCUCCUGUGUCACCAAAAUAUAAGGCAAAGAAUUAUGUCAAGAGCUUGCUGGAGGAGCCCUACACGCAAAACAUCAAGAACCUGCUCCAGCAAGUCCGCAGUGUGCUGGAUGAGAAAAAGCAGAUACCAAUGGACGACGUGGAAGACUUCCUUCAGAAGCUUGACAACGUGACACGCAAAGGGCUGUCCGAAGAGCAACGGCAGUUUCGACAAGCUUUGGAGUCAAGCGUAACCCCCAGCAGCGCUGCCAAGGAGAAGGAGAAGGACAAGGACUCAGCCCACAGAACAGUCUAUGCGCAGCCGUUCUCUGCCGAGCUUCUCUGCCCCAACUGGCACCUGCACAACGAGGGGUUUCAACGGGCAGUCGAUCAGGGCACAAAGAGGGGCUUUGGCUUUCUCGUUCCGAAGCGAGAGACGCUCUUCAACGACCGUAUGCAAGCGCCCCUCAUCAGGGCGUGUGGUGAUGCAAAAGUGGACGUCAAGAGUCACGCAUCAUUUGAGAGUGACCCCGCUGUUGUCGCCGACUAUGUUGUGCGUCUGAUGUCAAACUACUUCUUCUACCCGCUGUUGCUUGAGCUCAAGAUCGAUGACAGCAAGCAGACACAGGAUGCUGCCAAGGCGCAGGUGCUGGAGUACGCAUCACGGGCCAUCAAGUCUGCGGGAUCGCAGUGGCGUGCUUUGAAAGGGUAUUUGUUUCCCUUUGCCAUCACCGUCUGCGGGAAGAAGGUGUCCGUGUACGCGUGCACGCUGGGCGAUGAGGUGCACGGCGACGAGGCCUUUCCCAGCGUUCUCCACACAAAACUUUGCGACACCGACUUGGAGAAACUCGGGAAUGUCAUUGAGUGGCUGCUUGACGAAGAGCACAUGGCGCAUUACGAGAAUAUUUCCGCCAUUGCCCAGGGCCGUCUCUCCACCCUUGAGGAACACCCUAACGAGAAUGGCAACGCGACCACAAGCAGCGCCAGCACCAGCGACAAGGAAGAAGCAGCCCAGUCAGAGUCCCCGCCGCCGCCGCCGCAGCAGCAGCACGCACAGGCACCAGGCACAAAGACAGCCACAGGCAAAACCAAGCCCAAGUCCAAACCCCCAAGAAAGCAGCAGCAGCGUCAGCAGGCAAAGGGAGACAGGCCCAUAACUCGCAGCGUCUCCAGGGUGUCACAAACACGCGGCACCGGGCGUUCUGAUUCGGGCAAGAAGAAGGCCCGCCCAUCCACAGCACAGCGGCGUCAGCAGGCAGGCCGAAGCAGGAGCCCAACGCCGCCUCAACGGCAGCGGCAGCACGCACAGGCAGCAGGUUCCCCCACCACACCAGCAACAGUGCCCAAGCACACCAAGGCAGCCACCAAGACUGACACAGCAGACAGCAGCAAGCAGGAGCAGCAUCAGCUUGCGGUCACCAAAGCAGCACGGGCGAGGUCUGCCAGAGUUGCCGCGAGAUACGAGAUGUGCGUCUUCAAAGGCGGCAAGAAGACUGUGUCGGUUGCACUGGUUAACGGCGAGGUGUUGAAGGUGUGCGGCGGCCACGAGAUUGGCGCUGCCAAUGAGGCUAGCAACGAACGGAAAGGCUGGCAACACGUCUAUCCAGAGGAACCGGUGAAAGUGCACGAGCGGUCACGCCCCGUGUUUGCCUGUCCCGACCUAUCGAAUCAUAUAACGGUCGAGAACGUCGAGAGCGAGGACAUGGACGACGGGCAGGUGCUUGAGGCCGCUGCUGAGUACCUCCUCCGCUUGUCGAAAAGGGAUCUAUGCCACUGCGACAUUCGCUCGCACAACAUCCUGCGCAACGGCUGCAUCGUCGACUUUGGUUUCCUCCAUAGCCCUGUCAGUGACCCUGAACAGAAGAAGAAGAAGAAGCUUCCCAAAUCUUAUUCCACGAAGCUACGGGAGCGCCCUCGCAAGUGGCUGCUUGGAAAGGCAACGGACUAUUAUCCAAAAGUUGUUCUGGAUUGGGAAUCGCUGCUGUUUUCGUACGUGUUCUGGGAUGAUUCUGUUGCCAACGCCAUGUUCCGGCUGUUACAGGGCAAGGUGAUCCUGCUGGAGUGGCUUGACGCCAAGCUGGACAAGCUGGACAAGGACGAGAAGCAGGCGACAGCAGCACUGCAGGACAAGAGCGACGACGACAAGAAGGAGGAGACAGCAGCGCUGCAGGACAAGAGCGACGAAGACAAGAAGGAGGAGACAGCAGCGCUGCAGGACAAGAGCGACGACGACAAGAAGGAGGAGACAGCAGCUCUGCUGCGCAACAUUAUGCAGCACAUUGCUUGCGCGUACUUCUAAAUGGAGUGCGCUGCGUGUGGUUGUGUGUGUGUGUGUGUGGCAUGGACAGAGUGGGAAAGUGCGCGCGCACGUGUGUGUAUGAGUGCGAGAAGGUUCAUGUGUGUGCGUUGUUUGAAUGGAUAUGCGUGCGGGUGUGUGUGUGUGUUGUGGGGCUGGAGACGAUGAUGGUUGCUUCCCUCUUUAAAGCGACCCUUGAGUAGUGUGAUGUUCGUGUUUUGUGUGUGAAUUGUGAUGCAUUAAAUGGCCCUGAAUCCUCG